CUCACGCCCGCAAGCGCAGCCAGGCUAACGAAUCUGCCCGAAUUAAAUUCUGCGUUUCUUCCACGCCAUUUCUUUUCCUAUCGAGCAAGUAACCCGAAGAGCAUCGGAGUCGCGGCGAGAAGGCAGAGCGGGGGCGGAGAGAAGAAGAAGAAGAAGAAAAAAAAGAGAAGGAGAGAAAGAUGCAGAUAUUCGUGAAGACGCUGACGGGGAAGACGAUAACUCUCGAGGUCGAGAGCAGCGACACCAUCGACAACGUCAAAGCCAAGAUCCAGGACAAGGAGGGGAUACCCUUGGAUCAGCAGAGGUUAAUUUUUGCUGGGAAACAGUUGGAAGAUGGUCGAACCCUAGCUGAUUACAAUAUUCAGAAAGAGUCGACUCUUCACCUGGUUUUGAGGCUUAGGGGUGGAACAAUGAUUAAGGUGAAAACCCUUACUGGGAAGGAAAUUGAAAUUGACAUUGAACCCACUGACACUAUUGAUAGGAUCAAGGAGAGGGUUGAGGAGAAGGAAGGCAUUCCACCUGUACAGCAAAGGCUGAUAUACGCAGGCAAGCAGUUAGCUGAUGACAGGACUGCCAAGGAGUAUAACAUUGAGGGCGGUUCUGUCCUUCAUCUUGUUCUUGCGCUGAGGGGUGGUCGCUAGUAGUAUCAGCUUCUGUGCAAACCAUGUACCGAGAGGAAAGCAAUGAUUCCCUUAUAUUUUGACGAGCUCUUCUUGCAAAAGAUAUUUGAGCACUAGAUUUGCAUUGCUUUCUCUCCAAAAGCACUAGUUAUUUCAAAUAGUUACUUGAAAUAAGAUGGAAGACGUUUCUGUUUGUGCAAUAUAAAUUUGUGGAUUAGCGUUUAAAUAUUAAACCAUUUC
Phoenix dactylifera (date palm) is the source of this 860-nucleotide messenger RNA. The record is from RefSeq and is a predicted model, not a curated record. Lineage: Eukaryota; Viridiplantae; Streptophyta; Magnoliopsida; Arecales; Arecaceae.